Messenger RNA from Dipodomys spectabilis (banner-tailed kangaroo rat), 5064 nucleotides. RefSeq names its product ERCC excision repair 6, chromatin remodeling factor (gene Ercc6). Gene Ontology annotation, biological process: transcription-coupled nucleotide-excision repair. The transcript has 21 exons. The record is from RefSeq and is a predicted model, not a curated record. Gene Ontology annotation, molecular function: ATP binding; ATP-dependent chromatin remodeler activity. The coding region runs from base 88 to 4530 and encodes 1480 amino acids. Gene Ontology annotation, cellular component: nucleus. Lineage: Eukaryota; Metazoa; Chordata; Mammalia; Rodentia; Heteromyidae.
CGCGUUUUACAGUGGCGGCGACGGCGGCGUCUGUGGUGUCUCCGCGUGCGUCUGGGUGGCCACACAGCUCAGGAUAGCCUGUAGAAGAUGCCCUAUGAGGAAAUCCCUCACUCAAGUCAAGCUCAGGAGCAAGAUGGCUUUCAAAGUUACCAUGUCAGUGCUAGUAAAGAAACAGCAACUGAGCCAGAAAAUGGUGGGAAUGGGGAGGCAGAGAAGUGCCUUCCCUCUCCUUCCUCUGACUAUGAUCUGUCCACCCCAGCUGAGGCCUGUGCAUCAGUGGCUGGGAGGAGAGGGCCUAGCCUGCUGCAUAUCGACAGGCAUCAGAUUCCAGCAGUGGAGCCUAGUGCGCAGGCCCUGGAGCUGCAGGGCCUGGGAGUGGAUGUCUAUGACCAGUCCGUGUUAGAGCAGGGUGUGCUUCAGCAGGUGGACAGUGCAAUGCAUGAGGCCAGUCGUGCCACCCAGCUUGCUGAUGCUGAAAAGGAGUACCGGUCGGUCCUAGAUGACUUCAUGUCAUGUAUGAAGUCCUUAAGGCAGAUCAAUAAAAUUAUUGAACAACUUAGCCCUCAGGCUCCCACCAGCAGAGACAUCAGCAGGAAACUAGAUUCUGUAAAACGGCAGAAGUAUAAUAAGGAACAGCAGCUGAAGAAGAUAACUGCAAAGCAGAAACGUCUCCAGGCCAUCCUGAGAGGAGCAGAGGUACAAGUGGAGUUGGAGCAUGCUAGCCUGGAGGAGGAUGCAGAGCCGGGACCAUCCUGUUUGGGCAGUAUGCUCAUGCCUGCUCAGGAAACUGCAUGGGAUGAGCUCAUCCGCACUGGUCAGAUGACACCAUUUGGAACCCAGGUCCCUCAGAAACAGGAGAAAAAACCUAGAAAAAUAAUGCUCAAUGAGGCAUCGGGCUUUGAAAAAUAUCUGGCAGAUCAAGCAAAACUGUCUUUUGAAAGGAAGAAGCAAGCUACUAAUAAGAAAGUAGCCAGAAAAGCCCCGGUCCUCUGUGAGUCUAACACAGGACCAAAUGAAAACAGACCAAGCCAGGGAAGCAAAGUUGUCUCAAGAGCAGACCAACGCUUGAAGAAGCACAUGAGGAAGCUGCAGAGAAGGGCACUGCAGUUCCAGGGCAAAGUGCAGUUGCCAAAGGGGAAGAAGUCCCUGGAGCCCCAGGGGGGGCCAGAGACAGAGGUAGAUUCUGAGGGUGAGGAGUUUGGCUCCUUCCCCACAGAGGAGAUGGAGGAGGAAGAAGAGGAGGAAGAAGAAGACAGGACAGGGGCUGAGCUUUCUGAAGAUGGCACAGAUUAUGAACUGAAACCUCUACACAGGGGCCGAAAACGCCAGAAAAAAGUCCUUGCACAGGAAGUUGAUGAUGACUUUUUCCCAAGUUCGGGGGAAGAAGCUGAAGCCACAGGGGAGGAAGGAGGAAGAGGAGGAGGUCGCAAAGAAGCGAGGUGCCGAGAUGAUGGAGAUGAAGAUUAUUACAAGCAGCGGUUAAGGAGGUGGAAUAAACUGAGACUGCAAGACAAAGUGAAAUGCCUAAAGCUGGAUGAUGAUUCUGAGGAAAGCGAUGCUGAAUUUGAUGAAGGCUUUAAAGUACCGGGUUUUCUGUUCAAAAAGCUCUUUAAGUACCAGCAGACAGGUGUUAGGUGGCUGUGGGAAUUGCACUGCCAGCAGGCAGGAGGAAUUCUGGGAGAUGAAAUGGGAUUGGGCAAGACCAUCCAGAUAAUUGCCUUCUUGGCAGGUCUGAGCUACAGCAAGAUCAGGACUCGUGGUUCAAAUUACAGGUUCGAGGGGUUGGGCCCCACCGUAAUUGUCUGUCCAACAACAGUGAUGCAUCAAUGGGUGAAAGAAUUCCACACGUGGUGGCCUCCAUUCAGAGUGGCAAUUCUGCAUGAAACCGGCUCCUACACUUACAAAAAGGAGAAGCUAGUUCGAGAUAUUGCUCAUUGCCAUGGAAUUUUGAUCACUUCUUACUCCUACAUUCGACUAAUGCAAGAUGCCAUUAGCAGGUAUGACUGGCACUAUGUGAUCUUAGAUGAAGGACACAAAAUUCGAAACCCAAAUGCUGCUGUCACCCUCGCUUGCAAACAGUUCCGUACACCCCAUCGGAUCAUUCUGUCUGGCUCACCAAUGCAGAAUAACCUCCGAGAGCUAUGGUCGCUCUUUGACUUUGUCUUCCCUGGCAAGUUGGGCACACUACCUGUGUUCAUGGAACAGUUCUCUGUUCCCAUCACAAUGGGAGGAUAUUCCAAUGCUUCUCCUGUCCAGGUUAAGACUGCCUAUAAGUGUGCAUGUGUCUUACGGGACACUAUAAACCCAUACCUGCUGCGGAGAAUGAAGUCAGAUGUCAAGAUGAGCCUUUCUUUGCCUGAUAAAAAUGAACAGGUCUUAUUUUGCCGUCUUACUGAUGAGCAACAUGAAGUCUACCAGAAUUUCAUUGACUCCAAAGAAGUUUAUGGGAUUCUCAAUGGAGACAUGCAGAUUUUCUCUGGACUUGUAGCCCUAAGAAAAAUCUGCAACCACCCUGAUCUCUUUUCUGGAGGUCCCAAGAAUCUCAGAGGUCAUCCAGAUGAGGAACUAGAAGAAAAUCAGUUUGGAUACUGGAAACGUUCUGGGAAAAUGAUUGUGGUUGAGUCUUUGUUGAAAAUAUGGCACAAGCAGGGUCAGCGAGUGCUGCUGUUUUCUCAGUCAAGGCAGAUGUUACACAUCCUUGAAGUGUUCCUGAGAGCCCGGAAUUACUCCUAUCUCAAAAUGGAUGGGAGUACCACCAUAGCUUCACGGCAGCCUCUGAUUGCAAAAUAUAAUGAGGAUACAUCCAUCUUUGUGUUUCUUCUAACCACGAGGGUGGGUGGCCUGGGAGUCAACCUGACCGGGGCCAACAGAGUCAUCAUCUACGACCCUGACUGGAACCCUAGCACGGACACACAGGCCCGGGAGCGAGCGUGGAGGAUAGGCCAGAAGAAGCAGGUGACUGUGUACAGGCUUCUGAUGGCCGGAACCAUUGAGGAAAAGAUCUACCACCGACAAAUCUUCAAGCAAUUUCUGACAAACCGAGUGCUAAAAGACCCAAAACAAAGGCGGUUUUUCAAAUCCAAUGAUCUUUAUGAGCUGUUUACUCUGACUAGCCCCGAUGUAAGCCAGAGCACCGAAACAAGUGCAAUUUUUGCAGGAACUGGAUCAGAUGUGAAGACGCCCUCUCGCUGUUUAAAAAGAAAGGCCACACCAGCCUUCCGAACAGACCACACCAUUCCAAAAUGCACCAAGUUUCCAGAUUCUAACAUAUCUGUCAAGGGGGCCACACUGACUGAGGAGGAGCCUAAGGCCGCAGGAGUAGUAACAUGUAAUGAGAGCGGCCUUUUGAAAGGCGCCCUGCACCUGGGUGGCAGUAGCAGUGCUGGGGACAGUGGAGAGGCAGGCAUGGAGUCUGGACCCAAGGGGCUGACAGUGGCCAGUGCAAGCGGUGACUGCUCAGAUUCUGUCAGAGUUGGCAGGACACCUGGGCCCUCUGGUGGGGGAAGUACUUCCGAGAAGGAAGGGCCAUCCUGUGAAGGAGAGAGUUGUCGGCUGAAGACAGAACCUCUUUGGGAGAACGGACGAGUGGAAAGUCAUUUUCAUAAGCACAAGUCAAAAACAAAACAUCAAGAUAUGGCAGGUGAAGAGACACCAGGGAAACCCAUGAAGGCAAAGUGCCGUAGAGAUGCCAAAUUUGAGGGAACUCGCAUUCCACAUCUGGUGAGGAAAAAGCGGUACCACAAGCAAGACUCUGAGCAGGAAAGUCAGGCCACAGAACAAAACAGCGAUGAUUAUGUUUUACAAAAGCUUUUCAAAAAGUCAGUGGGCGUGCACAGCGUGGUGAAGCACGAUGCCAUUGUGGAUGGGGCCAGCCCAGACUAUGUGCUGGUGGAGGCGGAAGCCAGCCGAGUGGCCCAGGAGGCUCUGAAAGCCCUGAAGCUCUCACGUCAGCGGUGUCUGGGGGCUGCAUCUGGUGUUCCUACCUGGACCGGCCACAGGGGGACUUCUGGUGCACCUGCAGGAAUAAAGAGCAGAUUUGGUCAGAAAAGGAACUCUAAGUUAACUGUGCAGUCUCCUUCUUCAGCAUCUCCAACACAAAAAUGCCAGGACAGCACAUUGAAGAAGGAGGGAAAAGAUGGUGCCCUGGAGCACUUCAGUGGCAAAGCAGAAGAGGCAGAGUCUUCCUCCAGAGCCCCUGCUUCUUCCUUACUCUUGGCCAGGAUGAGAGCAAGAAACCAUCUGAUUCUGCCAGAGCGCUUAGAGAGUGACAGUGGACUCCUUCCAGAGACUUCUGCCCCACUGCCCACUUCCACAGAACAUGACGAUCUACUGGUAGAGAUGAGGAACUUCAUUGCUUUUCAGGCUCAUGUGGACGGCCAGGCUAGCACUCAAGAGAUACUGCAAGAGUUCGAAUCCAAGCUGUCCACCUCACAGUCUUGUGUCUUCCGAGAGCUAUUGAGAAAUCUGUGCACUUUUCAUAGAACUUCUGGUGGAGAAGGGAUUUGGAAACUGAAGCCGGAGUACUGCUGAGCACACUGCUCCCUCGGCUUGUAGUUUGCUUCUCAAAUGGCGUUUCUGGACAUCCAUCCCAUGAUGAGUGAUCACACAUUUGACGACAGGCGUUCUCAGCACUUGAUGUUUACUUUAAAUGGCUUCUACCUCAAAAUGAACACUUGAAGGAAGAAGAAACUCUUCCCCCCAAAAUGAAAAGUUUUAAUAAUGCUAACUAAAUAAGAAGAUAGUUAAGAUUAGGUUGACUUUUUUUCUUGGCUCUAGGAAUUAUGUUCUGAAAUCAGGGACCUAAUAGUUACCUCUUGGAACACAUUGCUUCCUUUAUACAAAAGAUGCUGUAGGGACCACGUUACUGCUCACUUCAAAGUCUGGGACAGAAAUCACAGUCCUUUGUACUGGUGCUAGAAACAUGUCUUAGAUUUAGUCUGGCCUGUCCACUAAAUUAGUUUAUUGGUAUCUCAUAGCAGCAAUGUAAUGUUUUGAUGCCUAACUUCUAAAUGUUUAUUUUCAUUUGCAAUGCAUACAAAAAGAUUUGUUCUCUCUCAAAUCAUA